AUGCCACGCUCGCGUCUCCGGCCCUGCUCCAGCCGCGAGGGGAAUGUCGCCGGUGUCUUACAAAAAGCAGAGGUGACGGUCGAUGUGUCCUACGCACGAUGGCUCGACUCCCCGGAUGCCGCCAUCGCGUUUCGACGCGUCGAGUGCAUGGCCGUGGGCCUUCAGACGGGCGAUGCACGCUGCGCUCCUUCUGAUCUCCUGAAGGUACACUGUACUGGCACUCGGGAGGCAAAGGUCAUAGCCAUUGGCACCAAGAAGGCAGUGCAGAGAGCCAAGAUGCUCAUUCCCUCAAUCCUGCAGAACCAGGAGAAGGUGAAGUGCUUUGAGGAGGCGCAGCAGACGCGCCUGAAGGCACUCUUAGAGCGGCAGGUAAAGAAGCUCGCGGACAUGGACCCUCGCCGGCCCGCUGAAGGCUUCUCCAGGGCGGAGUUCGCUUUGCCCAAAGCUGCGGUUGGCCGCUUCAUCGGCAAGAGCGGCGCAAACAUCCAGGCAAUGCAGAAGGAGCAUACCGUGAGAAUUGUGGUUGAAGAGGCGGAGACUCCCGGCUUCAAGCGCGUCCACGUGCUGGGUCAGAACGAGGAGGAUGUCCAUGCAGUUCGAGACAUGGCAGAAGUGAUCACGAAGCGGAUUCUCGUGGAGAAGGGGAUGAAGAGCUGGAUCCUGGGACGCAAUGGGACGGUGGCUGAACGGGUACAGAUCGCCAGCGGUGCGAGCAGCGUCCGGUUCGAUGACAAGGACCACGCGCUGGUUGUCGAGGGCACGCGCUCUGCUUGUGCCACUGCCCAGCUCCUUUGCGACGCCCACCUCUCCUACUUCGAGACCUUCAAAGGCUUCGAUGAGACCAUGGAGGACAAGCUGCCACUGACUUCCGCUCACGCCGCUAACGUCUGA
Symbiodinium necroappetens is the source of this 891-nucleotide messenger RNA. The record is from the annotation of a GenBank genome assembly. NCBI's taxonomy places the organism in Eukaryota, Dinophyceae, Suessiales, Symbiodiniaceae.